CCAACCUCCCGCUUUAGAGGAAGAGAAGUGUACUUAGCAUAGAUGUGUGAGGAGAGAAAGUGUCACAUGUCUGCUCCAGAGCCUACUCAAAUGGUAGCGCGAAUCUAAAGAGUGACCCGGUGCUGUCGGGUUCGGGUCUCGGAUCAGUCUCAAAUCAUCAGCGUUUUCUGUGAAGUUGAUGGAGUAAUGACAAGGUGAAGAUCCACUCUGAUGUCUGCUGGUGGUUUGGGGAUGGAUGACUCGAUGGAGGAAACAAGGGCCGUACCAUUAAGGCAAUCGAAGGAAGGUUGUGUCCUCACGAGACAACCCGCGACGAAACGCUACAGUGAGAUUUUACGGGACUUCGAUAACUUGGAGCUGUCCUUAUGUUGCAGCCCGUCUCCGGAGGAGCUACUCGGAGACUCUGAUAUUCAGUCGCUCUCAGAGACAGUAGACACGACGUUGGAUGAUUUGUCUAGUGAAGACGUGGAAAGCACACUGGUCUGUCCUGAUGAAGAAGAAAAAGAUGGUGGCAUGUCGGCCCAGAAUGCUGAUGCGACCAUGUGUCGCGCCGAGGGCGGCGUGGAGCUCGCCUUACAGUACGCCAAGAUGUGGUGCCGCUACGCCAAGGACCUCCUCACCUGGAUCGACAAGAGAAUCACCCUGGAGCAAGAAUAUGCCAAGAAUAUCACGAAGGCAGCGGAAACCACGAAGUGUUGUAUUGCUCAGCAGGACCUGAUGCCGCUGCAGUCGAUUUACAGCAUGGUUCUGGAGCAGGACCUGAAGAGCAGCACAUCAGCCAAACACACCACUGAGCUCCUGUACCAACGAUGCUACCAGGCUUUGUCUGCCAAGCGUAAUGAGAUUGACAAGUGGCGUCGGGAGUUUAAAGAGCAGUGGACCAGGGAGCAGAAGAGAAUGAACGACGCGGUUGUGGCGCUGAAGCGAGCUCGACAGCAGUACCUACAGCGCUGUGAGGAGCUGGAGAAAGCCAAAGCCAUGACUGCCAAAGGAGUCGAUGAACUCAGCGGCACAAAGACCCUGGACAAGAGGAGGAAGUCUCAAGAUGAGGCUCAGUCCAAGGUUUCAGAGGCUGAGUUAUUAUACAGGCAGUGUGUGAGCGAUGCGAAGGGUCAUCAGGAAGAGCUGGAGAAAGUGAAGGAGAGGAUCAUCGUCCACACCCGCAAGCUCAUCUGCCAAGGAGACAACGUGCUCAAAGAGGUGACGGUGAACAUGUUCUUCUACCAGAGACAGCAGAUGGAGCCGAUCCCUUUAGGAUACAUGAACCUGGAGCUGACCUGCAGGCCGUGCGAGCCCGGAGAACCCUACCUGCUCUACAUCUCCAGGAAGUGCGGACCUGAGCAGCCCCUUCAGACCUUCACCUUCCAGGAGUUCAUCCCUCAGAACAAGAGAACUCGUAAAGUGAGUAACGCCCUGACGCCGCUGCAGGACUCGUAUCCUCUACCCGAGGACAUGAAGCGCUACAGUGAUGGAAGAACAGCACGCAUCGCAUACAGCGACAGUGACAGCAUCGGAGGAAGCCUGGAGUCUCUCUCCAGUCCAGCCCAUAUGAAUAAGCUGCCGAAAGCUCCGUCUACUGGAACCGUGUCCUCCGAUGACCUGGACGAGAGAGAACUGAGCGCUGAAGCUGAGAGUUCUGAUCCUCUAAACGACAGUAACGGCACCUACUCUAAAGUGCGCACCACGUCCCGGGCAGCUCUCACUCACCGCCUCAAGAAAACAAAGAGCAAAAUGCAAAAGUGCAAACUGUGCGACAACUUUAUCCUGGUCAGCGGCAUCGAGUGUGAGGAGUGUGGCUUGAUGGUGCACAGGAAGUGUCUGGAUCUGUGCCAGAUCGAGUGUGAGCGCAGGAGGGGGGUUCUCUUUGGGAUCGAGUUCUCCAUGUUGCCCAGAGAGCAGCCGCAGGACGUUCCCUUCAUCGUGCAGCGCUGUACUGAAGAGCUCGAGAGCCGAGCACUGACCGUGCAGGGUGUUUAUCGGAUUAGUGGGUCAAAACCCAGAAUCCUAAAACUGUGUCACGCUUUUGAGACCCAGAAAGACCAGGUCGACCUUUCGGACCUCUCGCCCCAUGACAUCACUUCCGUUCUCAAGCUCUUUUUCAAAGACCUUCCUGAGCCGUUGCUGACCUUUGACCUUUACAACGAUUUCAUCAACAUUGGAAAAGACAUUCAGAAGCUCACCGAGAAAGACCAUUCAGAUGAGAGUGCUCAGAUAGUGGAGAGCAUAUUGAGCAAUCUGAAGCAGGUUCUAGGACGACUUCCUCCCUGUAAUUACAGCACGCUGCAGUACAUGAUGGCUCACCUGCACAGGAUCUCAGAGUGUGAAGAGAAUAAGAUGUCUCCCGGUAACCUGGGCAUCGUGUUCGGCCCCACUCUCCUGCGCCCCCUUGUGUCAGGCGACGUGUCCAUGAUCGCCCUUUUGGAAAGCAGUUACCAGGCCCUGCUGGUGGAGUUCAUGAUCUCACACCAAGACCAAAUCUUCGGUCCUACUCUGAAGACGUGCACACCUCUUCCACCUGUACCCACUAACCCACCCCCGGGGGCGGAGCCUGAGUCUGACACAGCUGACGAGCGUGGAGCCUUGACCAGAGAACGGCCGCAGUCUCUCGAGUCCUGGCUAUGAGGGACGUACCAGCCUCUGCGUGGGGUCACUCCAAGGGUGCACUCAUGGACCCAGUCGAGGUAGUGUACUCCAACGAGGAAUCAGAGGGAAUUCUGCGAGGUUGUGCGUAUACGACAGCUCCAGCUCUGCAGCGCUAGAGACUAGAGAAAAAUAAACAUCUCCAGCGGUGACCACACUCCUUAGCCCUGGGAAUCCUGAAUCAAACAUUGCCAUUAGGACAGAUAUGAUGGAUAAAUGAUGGUAGCCACCUGGUACAUAAGACCGCUACUGUCCACAGGAAGUGACCCGAUGGAUCAGGAUACACAGGACCAUUUUGUCCAGACUGAACCCGGGAAAAAACAGCUCAUGGAAAGAUGAAUAAAUCCGUUUUGUACCACGUGCUGAUACAUUUUAAAAAGAUAAGCGUCCUUCAAGGAUUCUUCAAGGGUUAUUCAAGGGUUCCUUGAAUAAUUAAGGGUGCAUAGCUUCCUAAACGGUUCUACAGGGAAACACUGAAUAACUCUUAACGGUCACAUUUAACCAUAAAACAUGGAUUAGGAUACAUAAGUGCACGGUUAUGUCAUUUUUUUAAAAAACAACACGGCUUGGCUGUCUUAAAUUAUUGUGCAUGUUCAUUUUCAUUUAAUCUAGAACCCUGUGUUAAGAUUAUUCUAGCAGUAUUAGCUUCUUGAUCUAAUUUUUUUUAAACGGAGACAUGAUUUAACUGACUUGCUCUCAUCCUUGGAUUAUGUAUAAAACAGGAAAUCAUUUUAGGACUAUGUUAGGACAGCGUUUAGACCUUUCAUUGAUAAUUGUUGUAUUUUGUAUAUUUGAAUUAUGUUCCCCAGUGGAACCUAAAUAUAUUUUUAUAAAAAGAACAAACUGAG
Ictalurus punctatus (channel catfish) is the source of this 3488-nucleotide messenger RNA. It is a transcript of the gene gmip, whose product is annotated as GEM interacting protein. The record is from RefSeq and is a predicted model, not a curated record. Gene Ontology annotation, molecular function: GTPase activator activity. The transcript is spliced from 20 exons. Lineage: Eukaryota; Metazoa; Chordata; Actinopteri; Siluriformes; Ictaluridae. Bases 211 to 2622 code for a protein of 803 amino acids. Gene Ontology annotation, biological process: activation of GTPase activity; negative regulation of GTPase activity; signal transduction. Gene Ontology annotation, cellular component: plasma membrane.